Molecule: messenger RNA, 2069 nt
Organism: Trichoplusia ni (cabbage looper)
Lineage: Eukaryota; Metazoa; Arthropoda; Insecta; Lepidoptera; Noctuidae
Exons: 2
Coding region: 411-1130 (239 amino acids)
Molecular function (GO): nucleic acid binding; zinc ion binding
Source: RefSeq, a predicted model, not a curated record
CGUGUCAGUGUAGCAUAAUUUUACUCUAUCGCCGUAAAAAGGUUUAACUAUGUUAUAAUGAAAAUGAUACAUAUGUGAUUUAGAUAGUUCUAAUACAGUAAAGCCUAUGUAUAUCGGUUUAUCCAAUAUUAAACGGUCAGGUUUCAUUGGCACGUGGUCGGUAUAUGUGGAACGGUUGGAUAUGUACUUUAAAGUAAAUAAAAUUGACGAUGCCACAAAAUUACCAACAUUAAUAGCAGUAAUGGGAGAUGAGGCGUAUGAACUGUUAAGUGAUCUGGCUAGUCCUAAAAAACCGGCGGAUUUGACGUAUCUCAAAGUGGUGGAGUUAUUGCAUCAACAUUUGGAGCCAAGUGCUAGCAGAACGGUAUCGGUUUCGACAACGAAGGCAGGCCAACGAGGAAAACGUGGCCAUGUACGUAGCCGAGCUCAAGAAACUCGCAAGAUAUUGUAAAUUCAAAGACAAUUUAAACGAAAAUUUACGGGACCAAUUCGUGUGCGGGUUACAAAGCGAGGUCAUUCGUCAACGGUUAUUCGCGGAAGCCGACUCAAUCACUUAUACGGAUGCGGUUAGGGUGGCGACAUCGCUGGAAGCGGCGGAGCGGGAUGCAGCCGCUGUGGAUGGGCGCGGCAGCGUCGGCGCGAGCACCUUCGCGGCUGCGGCGGGGCCUGACGUUUCUAGAAACACAGUAUCGCGGCGUAGUUCGGAUAUAGUGGAUUUAACGGGAGAUUUACAUCGCAUGCAACUCGGGGGUUGUACGGCAUGCGGGGACUACAGACAUACGAAAAUGGAAUGCCGAUUUUCAAAGUAUCAGUGUAGUAAAUGUAAAACAGUGGGACAUUUGCGUCGAAUGUGUCAGGAAAAUGGCGAUAGCGUAAAACAUCGAGACCGCGCUCAAGCACGGAAAGAUGGCGGCGGGGCAGGCAUGACGCGGCGGGGCGCCAGAGUGAGUGUUGGGGGUUACCGUGGCGCUAGCCGGGGCACCGGGCGGGCCUGGCACGCGCGAUCGGGAGCCUAUCAACCGACAAUGCACGUUUUCGAGACGCAAGGGGAGGAACAAGCGGAAGAAGUUUUUUUGGAAGAAGAACCAAUUUAUCAAAUGUCGUUAAGUCAAUAUAGGCCGGUACAAUAAGUUGUUUGAUGGCGGAUUGGGGUGUUUCACGGGCGGUCGGGCCACACUGCAUCUACGCGAGGGAGCUGUGCCGGUAUUCUGUCGCGCGCGGCCGCUGCCGUACGCGCUGCGCACGCGUGUCGACGCUGAGCUCGAGGCCAUGCUGCGCGCGGGCAUCAUCGAGCCUGUUGACACCUCCGACUGGGCCACACCACUGGUAAUUGUACUCAAGCCGGAUGGCGCUUUACGUUUAUGUGCUGACUAUAAGGUUACAUUAAAUCGUAUGUUAAGAGUUGAUAAGUAUCCUGUGCCAAAAAUAGACGACCUGUUUUCUAGGCUAAGGGGUAGUAAAUAUUUUACGAAAUUAGAUUUAUCUCAGGCGUAUAAUCAAAUUUUAUUAGAGGAAUCCAAGGAUUUUACAGUCAUCAACACUCAUAAAGGCCUUUUCAGAUAUAAUAGAUAAGUGUAUGGACUUGCGUCAAGUCCAGGAAUUUUCCAAAGAAUAAUGACACAGCUUUUUGAUAAGAUACCCAAUGUGACAGUAUUUUUAGAUGAUAUCACUGGAAAAACAAUAAGGGGACAUAUAGAUACAAUAAAUAAAGUUCUUAAAAUAUUGCAAGAAAAUGGGUUAAAAAUAAAAAGGGAAAAGUGUGACUUUUUGAGUAAAGAAGCUAAAUAUUUAGGAUUUAUAAUUAUAAUUAGCAGGGAGGGUGUAAGGGUAGAUCCAGAUAAAAUUAAACCCAUAAUUAAAUUGACUUCUCCAACUAAUGUAUCGGAACUAAAAUCGUUUUUAGGUAUGGUGAACUUUUAUGGAAAAUUCAUAAGAAAUUUAAGUUUCUAUUUAUCACCGCUAUACGAACUAUUGAAAAAGGAUAAACAUUGGGCAUGGAGCACUACUCAUUCGCUAGCAUUUAAGAAAAUAAAACAAUUAUUAAUUAGUCUAUCUAUAUCUAUAUCUAU